Messenger RNA from Alternaria alternata, 1289 nucleotides. RefSeq lists its product as hypothetical. NCBI's taxonomy places the organism in Eukaryota, Fungi, Ascomycota, Dothideomycetes, Pleosporales, Pleosporaceae. The coding region runs from base 112 to 861 and encodes 249 amino acids. The transcript has a single exon. The record is from RefSeq and is a predicted model, not a curated record.
GUUGUUCCUAACCUCGACUACAACUUAUCUUCAAAUUCUCCCCCGGACUAUCAAUACUUUUACGACAGCUGAAUUCGUAGACCCAGCUCUUCUCAAAAACAAUAUUUACAUAUGACGUUAACUUAUCCGGAUAUUGUGGCUACUGUGUCGGGCGCACUGCUAUUAGUCAUCGGUUUAAUCUGGUACUUCGUCCGCCCAGUCAGCCGAUUCACCUUUUCACGUCGGAGAUGUCCAUUGGCUAUACGAGACGAAGAGAAUCAACUAUUUUUCACAUCCAGUAAUCGCCUCUCCAGUAUCAGUACUUUCGAAACUAUUGGUAAUCUCACAAUCUCUCCAGAUCGCCGCCCUCUUCCCUCAGCACUAGACAUCAUCAAUCAUGUAGGGAUGGCUAUUGGUCUACCAGCAAGCGCAAAGCCAGUGAGAUUGAAAGACGUUCCAAGGGUAUCCUUACAUCUACCGCCUGUGACGCCUAUGACCCCGACAACAAAAGUCAACAUCGUUAUGAUGGAAGCUGAAGCCAAAGCUGGAUCCCUCCACACCAACAGCGAUGCUAUGCUCAACACAGCUACCUCGGGUCGAGCAUAUUUUGUACAUCUUGGAACUGCUCCUCAAGCACGGAACAUCGAGAACCAAGCUGAUGUUACUUCGCGACGUGGGGAACCUACUAUUGCCAUGAAAAAUCAUAACUUCGACCUUGGUCUGGAGACCUGUUUGGAUGAGCCCUUGGGGGAAAUCCAGGAUGUCUUUGUCAUUGGUCAUGAUGACGAUAAUGAGCCUGAACAAGUUAAUCUUGCUGAUUACAAGAUGGCUUAUGGCUUUGGAUCAGGUAGAUCUAUGGCAGCGCUCUAUCAUGCGGUGUAAGUUAGAAUAUACAAGCGUAACAUCACAACACUAGGAGCUUUUGCAAUGAUUCGCUGCCUAUUUAUUUGACGUUUUUUAUGUCGUUGAGAGGUAUUUUGAACAAUCCUCGCAGGAAAUGUCUGUAUUGUCACAACCUCUUUCUUGGCCCGUGGCGUGUGCCUGUUUCUCGCUACCUCUUUGAUGAAUUGUGUGACAUUAAAGAAGACGCCAUGAGCGCUCGGCAAGUGUUCCAGCCCACCCAGACAUAACUUCCAGUCGCGAAUAUCUGGUCUAGUUAUCCGCCUCAGUGAAAACAAGAUGCGAGCUGCUGGAGGCAAAGCCCUCCAAAAACAGGGCUGGGAUACGGAGAGAUGCUUGGCGAUAGAUCUGGGCCAUGCUGGUUCGGGGAAAAACCGGUGCGCUUAGUCAGCCAGUGCUCGACGCGUUGA